CCAGUUUUAUAGGGCAAAACAGUCAUUAAGGGAAAAAGGGCAACCUCACUACUAGUGCAGCAGCAGCAGCGCGACCAGAGAGUCGAGAGAGAAGAGUAUAGAGAAACCAUAGCCAUAAAAUUGCCAUUAUGCCUUAAUCUUCAACCAAGCACCUUUCAGAAUCUAUACGUAAGCGCACAUACUCAACUCGCGGACUCUACCUUUAAUCGGUUUCAGUAAUUAUCAUCAUCAGCAACUUCUUCUUCAAAAACCCUAAAUAUGUCGGGUGGGUUUUUCAGGGGUACUUCUGCUGAUCAGGACACUCGGUUCUCCAACAAGCAAGCUAGGCUUUUGAAAUCGCAGAAGUUUGCUCCUGAAUUGGAACAUCUGGUGGAUAUGAGGAAAGUCAAGAUGGAUGUUAUUAGACCAUGGAUUGAUAAUCGGGUGACUGAGCUUCUUGGGUUUGAAGACGAAGUUCUUAUCAACUUUAUUUAUGGUCUCCUUGAAGCUAAGGAAGUGAAUGGGAAGGAGGUCCAAAUACAACUUACAGGAUUUAUGGAGAAAAACACUGUAAAGUUUAUGAAAGAGCUUUGGGCACUUCUUCUCAGUGCUCAGAAGAAUGAAAGUGGUGUUCCUCAGCAGUUCUUGGAUGCCAAAGAAGAGGAAACCCGCAAGAAGCAGGCAGAGGUGGAUAGGAUAACCAGUGAAAUUCAGAAGAAGAAAGAGAAAGAGAGUAAAGAACUUGAGUGGGAGAAAUUGAAGAAGAUGGACGGCGAAACAAAGGCUAGUAUUGCUGCUGUGGAACCAGACUCAAGGAAUUUGCUGAAGGCUUCAAGGGAUGAUCCUAAGGAUGAGAAAGAAACUAACAAUGGGAAUGGCAUGAGAGGAAGGAACAGGUCUUCUAGAUCUCCCCAGUCAGUUGAUCGUUCUUCUUCAUCCCCUCGAGGCUCACCUCGGAACAGUCGGUCAUUUUCAAAUUCUAGAAGUUACUCGGGAUCACCAGAAGCACGACGAGAAUCAAUUUCUUCUGAAAGGGUGUACCGCUCGCCGAGGAAAAGGUCUAUUUCACCUCGUCGGAGGUACCCAUUGAGGGGCUCUCGUUCUCCUGCAAGGAGGAUAUCAUUGUAUUCUAGACAAAGGUCUAGAUCAUCUUCACGUCGAAGAUCACCAUCUCCAGUGCGCCACAGAAUGCGAUCUCCAUAUCGACGCAGAUCACCUUCACCAAUUCGUCGUAGAUCGCCUUCACCAGUUCGGCGUCGUAGGUCGCCUUCACCAAUUCAGCGUCGUAGGUCGCCUUCACCUGUUCGGCGUCGUAGGUCCCCAUCACCCAUUUGGCACCGUAGGUCCCCUCCAAUUCGGCGGCGUAGAUCUCCUUCAACGUCUCGACGCCGAAGAUCACCUUCACCCCUCCAACGCAGGUCACCCUCACCUGUCCGGCGUAGAUCUCCCUUGCUUGUACGAAGGAGAUCUCCCUCUCCUGUACAACAUAGAUCUCCCUCUACUAUUCGAAGAAGAUCUCCUUCUCCAGUGCAGCGUAGAUCUCCCAAUCCCGUGCAGCGGCGUAGAUCUCCCUCACCGGUGCGACGUAGAUCUCCCUCUCCUGUUCGGCGCAGAUCACCCCCUCCACAUCGUAGAUCACCCUCCCCUUUACGUCGGAGGUAUGAAAGAUCUCCAUCAACUCCCCACCGUUCCUUUCUAUCUCCAAGACGUAGGUCUCCAGCUCCUGCUCGCAUGAGAUCACCAGUUUCUUCCUUUAGGAGGUCUCCUUCACCUUAUGGAUCAAGUUCCCCUUCUCUUGACUUUCAUAAGAGUCCUUCUCCUAUAAGGAGAUCUUUGAAGGAAUAUAGAAAGUCGACUGUGCACUCUCCCGAGGAAAGGGUUAGUAUGCAGAAAAAGAUGCUGCACCAAUCCUCUAGUUCUUUGAGGUCUCCACAAAGAGAUGCAAAGGAUUGGAAGAAUUUGCGUGGUAAAUUCUCAUCCUUGUCGCCUUCGCCAGAGCGAUCUCAUGUUCAGUCAAAAUCUCCUCCACUCAUAAGAGCUAAGGAUUCUAGCGUGGAGAGAAGGUCGGCUAGUCCAUAUGAGAGUCCUCUGAGGCAAAGAAGAGGUAGAAGAAAUAGAUCUUCUGGUUCAUCUGGGAGCCCUGUGAGGCAAAGCAGGGGGAAGAUUGCACAUGACGACAGCUUAAGCCCUCAACAGAAGUCAAGAGAGCAGAAGCCUCGUCAUGAAACUCCAGAAUCUGGCAAACAGGAUGAAGAUACUGAUCAUGCUCGCAGGGAUUAUAAAUCCAGAUCUUCACAUAAACAAUCUAUGCAUUCAUCUAUACUCAGUAAGCAGAAAGAUUCUCCUGUGAAGGUCCAACACCAGGAUGAUCACCCUACUGAAAGAGUGGCAGGCCAUCAGACUACUGAUUCUCGCAGUCGUAUUGAUAACAUGGAAUCAAGGAAGAGAGACCAGGAGACAAAGAGUGAGAAGGGUUCUCAGAAGAGGGUUUACUCUGGAACUCCUGAUGGGAACACGUCUCCAAAGUCACCAGGGGAGAGGCAACAAGUAACUUAUACUGGAAAAGUUCAAACGUCCGAUGAGAGGGAUCGUUCACAUUCAAACAAUAUUAAGGAUGAUAGAUCACGCAGAUCAGAAACUAAGAAAAUAUUGGUUGAAAAAAUAGAUCGCAGAAAUGGUGGUGGAUUUGAUUCUGGGUCUGACGAAAGUGGCAAGCGCAGAAUUGAGAAUAAGGAAAAGCGAAAGCAUAAAAGAUCACAUAGGGAAGAAGUUGCAUCAGAUGAUGGUUACAGCUCUGAUUCUGAAAUUGAAGAUAAGAAAGAGGCUAAGAGGAGGAGGAAGGAAGAAAAAAAACUGCGGAAGGAGGAAAAACGCCGACGGCGUGAGGAGCGACGUCGCAGAAGGGAAGAAAGACGUGCAGAGAAGCUGAAAUCGAAGAAUCUAAAGGAUGCUAAUUCUUCUGAGGAUGAACAUGCAGGGAGGAGAGACUCUUAUCCAAGUGAUGGUGAAGAUACACAGUCAGAGCAGAAGAAACUUGAAAUUGAGUUGAGGAAGAAGGCUCUUGAAUCACUUAAAGCAAAAAAGGGCAUUAAUCACUAAAUUAUUGUUGUGUUGAACAUUAUCAUUUUAUUUUUGUUAAGUUCUUUAGAUACUUGCUAGGAGCUUUUGUUUUGAGUUUGGUAACAAUUUAAUGUAGUCCGUCUUUACUGCUGGCAGCUGAAAUGGAUAAAUGAGGAUUUCCUGAGCUA
This is a messenger RNA of Ricinus communis (castor bean), 3227 nucleotides long. RefSeq names its product serine/arginine repetitive matrix protein 1. The record is from RefSeq and is a predicted model, not a curated record. NCBI's taxonomy places the organism in Eukaryota, Viridiplantae, Streptophyta, Magnoliopsida, Malpighiales, Euphorbiaceae. The transcript is spliced from 14 exons. Gene Ontology annotation, cellular component: spliceosomal complex. Bases 259 to 3078 code for a protein of 939 amino acids. Gene Ontology annotation, molecular function: RNA binding. Gene Ontology annotation, biological process: mRNA processing; regulation of mRNA splicing, via spliceosome.